AUUACAUCUCUGCCACUGUUUGUAUAACUGUAUAAUAUGACCAUGUUGAGCUCUGCAGGUUAAUACACACUGUGUCUUUAAGAACGACAGGGGGGCCUGUAACCCUCCCUCCCGAACCUACUGAAGACAAUUCAACCAAGAGCUCAGAGCCCACGUUUCAGAGCCACGACUAACAUCAUCACUGCUUGACAGGGAGAGAAACAGCAUGACACUCAAGGAGGAGUUGAAGAGCCGCCGAUUCUGGCGCGCAGUCCUGGCCGAGACCCUCGGCUCUCUGAUCUUUGUGAUGGCAGCGCUGGGCUCCUCGCUGCCCAGUCCAGGGCAGGGCUGCUCGGUUCCCCUGGUCCAGCCAGCUCUGGCGGUCGGGUUCACAGUGGUGGGGCUGGGUCACUGCUUCGGGGAGAUCAGUGGAGCCCAGAUGAACCCUGCAGUCACCCUGGCCUUCCUUGCCACCCGCAAACUAGACAUUCUCCGAACAGCCUGCUACAUCCUGGGCCAGUGUCUGGGAGCCACGCUGGGGGCUGGGAUCCUGUACCUCACCCUGCCUCUGAAGUCUGCAGCAGAGUGCUAUGUGAACAAGGUGAACUCAGAGGGCAAUGCUGGCCAGGCUCUGGGGAUGGAAGUCCUUGUCACCUUCCAGCUGGUCUUCACCAUCUUCUCUGUGGAGGAUCACAGGAGGAGGGAGGUGGGGGAGCCAGGGAACCUGGCCAUCGGAUUGUCAGUGAGCGCCGGCGUGCUCACGGCGGGUCGUUUCUCCGGAGGCAGCAUGAAUCCCGCUCGAUCCCUGGGCCCUGCGAUAAUCACCGGGAUCUGGGAGCAUCACUGGGUGUACUGGAUCGGUCCAAUGCUGGGUGCAGUCCUGGCUGGACUCUCUCAUGAGUUCUUCUUCGCAGCCAGCGCGUCUCGCCAGAAGCUGAUCGCCUGCCUCACGUGUAAAGACAUCGAGAUCAUGGAGACGGCUAGCGCGUCACGGUCCUCACUGUCCACCGUCACACAGUCCGCCAUGCGGGCCAAACACACCAACAAGAAUGACCACAACUGACCAGGGACUGACCAAAGCAACCAAUAACACACCUGACCCAGUGACUGACCAAUGUUACAACCUAAACUUACUAGCAACCAAGCACUGAUUAGCACCAGCAACCGUCCAGACAUUGAAUAAGAAUAAGAUAUCCAGCUGGUUUCACAGACCCUGAAUAGCACGAAUCUUGGACUGUCCAGUGUUACUUUAGGUGGUGCUAAUCAGGAUCCAGAUGAUCAAGUCAUUAGUCUGCAAAUUUAAUUACGUUAAGAUUCAUAUGUUAGUCUCCCAGGGUCUCCCCUGGUAAAGGCACGACCAUGUGGUGUGCAGGGUGAGUCACAUAGUCAAGGGAGUGCAGGUUCCUGGCUGUGUGGAGUGGCUGGUUUUCACUGGGGUUUCCAGAGGGAGCAUCACAUUGGCUCUGGUGCUCUUGUGGGUUCGGGAGGCAAAACUGGCAGAGACUGUUUCUCCUCAUCAUGAUACAGCGGACCCUACCAGCCAGGCACCCAGGGAGCUCAGAGCAGACACCUGCAGGGCUGGGGAACACAAGGCCACUUUGUGACUUGGAACUUGGUUUCAGGAGACUAGGUUUCAGGCUUGUUCCUGAAAAAGUGGCUUUGUGUUCCCUCAGCUUAAAGUAUAAGUCUGCCAUCGCUGUAAUUUUAAAUUAAAAUCAAGGAUAUUAUAUAACACAGUUCAGAGACCUCUAAUAAAACGUUGUAUUCAAUAUAUUUAACUGUUUUUUAAAAUACAACAAUACUCCACAGAUAAAAACAGAUGACAACGUAAUUUUAAUUUAGGUACACAUUUUGACUUCUAAAAAGCCGGUGUUUAAAGAUGAAUAUAUAAAAAUCCUUCACAGGAACUCCACAAUAAAGCACCUAAAUGCUCCUCACAACACUUGAUACAGAAUGUCCACUCAACUAAAUGAUCUAUCAUUGUAACCAGCAUAUACACUGACCCGUUACUGAGCAAGCAUUGACCAGACCAACUACUGACCAACCCCUGACCAGAGAAUGACCAGCAGCAACCAGCAACAUAGUGUACCUUUUGUUUCAUGAGAUUUGUAUAUAGCCCACAGUGCCUCUAGGUGGCUUAAUCAUGUAAUUGUCUUGGAAUGUUUUUGAGAGUGACACCAGGUGGUGGGAAAUUGUAAACUGCAAUAAGCAUCAUACACAGAAAGUUUUCAUUUUUGUUAGUUCUGAACCAUACACUGUAAUAUUUACUAAUAUUACAUGUUUUAUUUAUUCAUUUUUAUUUACAAUUUAAGUAUUUUUUAAUAUUUUAGUACAGUACCAGGAUAAAAUGCAGCGAUAAUUCUCCCAAGUGCAAUGAAAGUAUAUUUAAACCUACUGUACAUUUAUAGUGGAAUUCAGACUUCCCUGGGAUCAAACUCCGAACCUGCUUGGCAACCUAAUUUGGAGCAGUGUGAUUCACAGUCUUUCUGACGUUGGAUUUGAAUGAAUGCGAGAUUCCAUAAUGAAAAUGUUAUUAAUGCUAGAACUCUAAAAAGGCUUUGGUGUUCCGGGGUCACACUAGAUAGGUCUUGUACUGUAUUGUAUACAGGGCAAUGCUAACGGGAGGUUCACUCUAGAUAUGUAUUGUACACAGGACAAUGCUCACAGGAGGUUCACUCUAGAUCUGUAUUGUAUACAGGGCAAUGCUCACAGGAGGUUCACUCUAGAUAUGUAUUGUACACAGGGCAAUGCUCACGGGAGGUUCACUCUAGAUCUGUAUUGUACACAGGACAAUGCUCACAGGAGGUUCACUCUAGAUAUGUAUUGUACACAGGGCAAUGCUCACGGGAGGCAUACACUUAUCAGAGGAAUAGACGUAGAUUGCAAACUAUUUCAGGCCUAAGAAAACUGUACUUUUGUAAAAAUGUGCACUAAUCUAAAUUCACUGCAGCCCUCUAACGGACUACAUAUCCUGUUUGAUCACCCGGUGCGCUCAAAACAGACUCCUGCAGCGUUAGACUUUGUCCUCCAGGGGGCGGUGGCUCACCUUCGCUGUGGAACUCCGGGGCGUGAGAGGUGAUUGGCUUGGGGACCCCCGCUGACCUUCAGCUCUCCUGAGCUGUGUGGGGAUUUGUUGUGGUGAAGAAGCGUUACUGGCGAAAAACAAGGGCACAAUAAACUGAAAAAAAUCUAAAUAUCUGGUGUACGUUCUAAGAUAAGAAAUGCACUGAAGCUACCAUUUUAAAUGAUUGAAUUAGCUUUCAAAUGUGUAAUAAUACCUACUUCAGAAAUAAAUGAAGAAACAGCUCUAAAAUGAAGCUUAAAUGUAGUCAUGUAUAAUCACAGAAUGUAUUUCAAUGUUUUAUUAUGGUAUGUGUUUUUAUCCCAAUGCAAAGUUAAUGACUCAAAACAAACAAAGUCUCUUCUGUAUCAGAUAAAGUGCCAAAGUUCUGGUGCAAUGCCGAAUAAUUGGCAUAUCAAAAGUAUUCUGUGCUUUGUAUGGAUUUUAUGAGCUAGUGUUUAAGUUUUUCAAAUGUGUAACUUGAACCUUUAUUUUUGUAUAAAUGUAUGUAUACCAGAGAACUUAAUACAAGAAUGACUUUAUAGUGGUACAGUGCGCACAUGUAUUAGAACACCCUAUUGCUUCUAUAAGUGUGGAGUAGUGGUUAGGGCUCUGGACUCUUGACCGGAGGGUUGUGGGUUCAAUCCCAGGUGGGGGACACUGCUGCUGUACCCUUGAGCAAGGUACUUUACCUAGAUUGCUCCAGUAAAAACCCAACUGUAUAAAUGGGUAAUUGUAUGUAAAAAUAAUGUGGUAUUUUGUAACAAUUGUAAGUAGCCCUGAUAAGGGCGUCUGCUAAGAAAUAAAUACAAAUAAUACAGCAGUGUGCACAUGUAUUAGAACACCCCAUUGCUUCUGUAUUAGAACACCCCAUUGCUUCUGUAUUAGAACACCCCAUUGCUUCUGUAUUAGAACACCCCAUUGCUUCCGUAUUAGAACACCCCAUUGCUUCUGUAUUAGAACACCCCAUUGCUUCUGUAUUAGAACACCCCAUUGCUUCUGUAUCAGAACACCCCAUUGCUUCUGUAUUAGAACACCCCAUUGCUUCUGUAUCACAGCACCCCAUUGCUUCUGUAUUAGAACACCCCAUUGCUUCUGUAUCACAGCACCCCA
Messenger RNA from Acipenser ruthenus (sterlet), 4153 nucleotides. Its product is annotated as aquaporin-4. Gene Ontology annotation, biological process: transmembrane transport. Gene Ontology annotation, molecular function: water channel activity. NCBI's taxonomy places the organism in Eukaryota, Metazoa, Chordata, Actinopteri, Acipenseriformes, Acipenseridae. Gene Ontology annotation, cellular component: plasma membrane. Bases 206 to 1042 code for a protein of 278 amino acids. The transcript has 5 exons. The record is from RefSeq and is a predicted model, not a curated record.